UGCAGCGGAGCCGAGCCCGAGCCCGAGCCCCGGAGCCCUGACGCUGCCCGCGCGCCCGCCGGCCCCGGGGAGCCCUGACAGGCCGGACGCCUGGAGGUGGCAGCGCGGGGGAGCCUCCCGCACCUCUGGGAGCACAGCGAGCGGGGCGGGACUGGCCGAGGCGCCGCCGCCUCCGGACGGCAGAGGGGAGCCGCGGCCUCCUGGCCCCGCAGCCCAGGCCGGCGCCCGAGAGCGGGGAGCCCGCGAACCCCGCCCUCGGGGGCACCCCGGGAGCCUGCGCUCUGUGGGUGAAGCUCCCACCGCUCGGGCGAGGACGAGGCGGGGAGCCCUGUGGAGGGCGAGGCACCUCCUUCCACGGGCGAGGAGGACACCCCCACGCCGGUUGGCCGGGGGCAAGACAACCCCCCGAAGCAGAAAGGGGGGCUCCUUUCUAAAGGGAGCACUAGGAGCCCUCCUCGGCCUCCACGCUUCCCAACACACGCUUUCAGCAGUUCAGGACUUUGAAGGCGCAGAGAAAGGGGUGAUGCCUACGGAGUAAGCACCCUCCAUCCCAUCCGGUACUUAGGGUGUGUGUGUGAUCUGGGGUGGGGGACAGGAGUCCCGACAUCCCGAAGCAGAGGACAGCACCCCCCUCCACCACCACCACCUCGGGAACGAGAGUAACCGGCUUUCUGCCUUUCCAGAGAGGGAAGAAGUGCCUCUUCAACUUCCUUGCACCUAGACGGUGGAACAGGGCAGGGCCCCUCGGCCGCUCGGCGCUCCCGCAGACAGAAAGAGAACUCUACCCGCCAAAGACUCAGUUUUGGGGGGAAGGGGACUCCCCCAAGGGGGAGGAGACAACUCCUGGUUGGGAGAGGCUCCUCCCCUCCUCCCCAGAGUUACAGGCAGGGUGUGGGGAGUGUGCCACCUUCCCCAGGUAGGACCUCCUUCUCCUCCUCCUCCCCCAACUUCCCUUCCUCCUUCUCAUCCUCGGGGGACCCAGUUCCCCUCUGCAUCUUGGGAGACUCAGCUGAGUCCAGGAAGAGCCACCAAGGAUGACAGUCUUGGCCUGCCCUUGAAGAGGGGAAUCCCUCCAACCUCCAACUGCAGGACCUGGAGGUUCCCUCCUUCUGCUGGGGGAGACUUGGAGACAGAGCCUGAGAGUACCAUGGCUUCAGACUUAGAGAGCAGCCUCACCUCCAUCGACUGGCUGCCCCAGCUGACUCUCCGGGCCACCAUCGAAAAGCUGGGGAGCGCCUCCCAGGCAGGGACACCCGGGGGUAGCCGCAAGUGUCCUCCAGGCUCACCCACAGAUCCCAAUGCUACCCUGAGCAAAGACGAGGCAGCCGUCCAUCAGGAUGGCAAACCACGAUACAGCUAUGCCACCCUCAUCACCUAUGCUAUCAACUCCUCUCCAGCCAAGAAGAUGACCCUGAGUGAGAUUUACCGCUGGAUCUGUGACAACUUCCCCUAUUAUAAGAAUGCUGGCAUUGGUUGGAAGAAUUCAAUUCGACACAACCUUUCCCUCAACAAGUGUUUCCGGAAGGUGCCCAGACCUCGGGAUGACCCUGGGAAGGGCUCUUAUUGGACAAUUGACACCUGCCCUGACAUCUCCCGAAAGAGAAGACACCCUCCGGAUGAUGAUCUCUCCCAAGACUCACCAGAACAGGAGGCAAAUAAGAGCCCACGGGGAGGCAUUCCAGGAAGUGGGGACACCUCACUUCCUCCUGAGGGGAAUCCUCAGAUGCCACUUCAAAGCCCCACAGCCAUCACCAACUACAGCCAGAGUACAGGACCUGUGGAUGGUGGAGCAGUGGCAGCUGGGCCUCCAGGCCGAGAAAGUACUGAGGGUCCCCCUCCCUUAUACAGCACCAACCACGACUUCAAGUUCUCCUACUCAGAGAUCAACUUCCAGGACCUAAGCUGGUCCUUCCGUAACCUCUACAAAUCCAUGCUGGAGAAGUCCUCAUCUUCCUCCCAGCAUGGCUUCUCGUCUCUUCUGGGGGACAUGCAGCCCUCGAACAACUACUACAUGUACCAGCAACAGCCUCCACCACCUCAGCAGCCGCCGCCACAGCCUCCACCCCAAGCAGCACAGCCCCCGCAGCAGUCCGCACCCACCCAGGGCCCCUCGACGGUGGGGGGUGUGCCUCCACUGCACACCCCAAGCCCAGAUGGGUGUACCCCACCUGGGGGGAAGCAAGCGGGGGCCGAGGGCUACGGGCCUCCCCCUGUGAUGGCCAUGCACCCGCCCCCCCUGCAGCAUAGUGGCUACCCCCCACACCAGCACCACCCCCACGCUCACCCCGCCCAACAGCAGGCCCAGGGCCAGGCGCCCAUCAACAGUCCUGGUUUUGCCUUUCCUCCUGACUGGUGCUCCAAUAUAGACUCCUUAAAGGAAAGCUUCAAGAUGGUGAAUCGGCUCAAUUGGUCCAGCAUUGAGCAGUCACAGUUCUCAGAACUGAUGGAGAGCCUGCGUCAGGCAGAGCAGAAGAACUGGAGCCUUGACCAGCACCACAUCGCCAAUCUGUGUGACUCCCUUAACCACUUCCUUACUCAGACUGGUCAUGUACCCCCCCAGGGGGGUUCCCAUAGGCCACCAGCCCCAGCCCGGAUUGCUGACUCCUGUGCCCUCACCGGUGGCAAACAAGAGACAGCCAUGAACCAAGUGAAUUCCUAUGGGCACCCACAAGCCUCCCACCUCUACCCUGGCCCAUCACCAAUGUACCCAAUCCCCACCCAGGACUCAGCAGGAUACAAUCGCCCAGCACACCACAUGGUCCCUCGACCACCGGUUCCGCCUCCUGGUGCCAGCGAGGAGAUCCCUGAUGACUUCGACUGGGACUUGAUCACUUAGUGCACUCUGGCGUGUGGCCGUCAGCCCAGGGUUGGGUGGUGAAGUGUGGUAGUGGGGAGAACUCGGACCCAGUCCCCCCACCCUCACCGCUUUCCCAUAUAUAUCCUUUUUUUUUUUCUUUUUCUGUCAGAGAAGCCACUGCAAGAUGCUGCCGAAGAUAACCCCCUUUUUCCUGGCUCACUCUUCCUUUUCUUAUUUCCCCCAUCUAAUUCUUUUAGUGUUCUUAUUAUAUUUCUGUUGUUGUUAUGGAUUAUAUGCUGUUUCCAGUUUCCAGUCCCAGUGCCACAGGCUGUGUCCACCCCUUACUAAUCUUUAAAAACCAUCUGGUCAGAAAAGAAGGCCAUCUUGGGCACAAAAAUUGUUUCAAACCUGGCUUACCUUUCCCUUUGAGAAAUCCUGUCAUCUUAUCUUUCAGUCUGAAAUUCUUAUCUGUUCCUGUCAGUCAGCCCAGGACUAGACAGGUCACGUUAUCAGACAGAAGGGUUCUGUCUAAAACCCUGCUUGGCAUCCAUGUGUUUGCAGAUUUUACUCAAAGGUGCUAAUUUUGUCCUCUGAGUUCUUUUCCUUGCCCAUUUAUAUCUUCACUCCCUACUUCAUCCUCUCCCUCAUUCCCCAUCAAGAGGUGAUGGUGGUGGUGGUACAGAAGGGUGACAAAUGACAGCCUGGUGGAAUAAGAGUAAGAGGCCUGGGUUAGAUUGAGUUGAAUCUUGUAGAAGGGUGAUGGAAUAUAAGACUCAGAAUUUAGGUGUGUGCUUACCAUUCUUGAUUACAUCAGAGAAGCUUCCAUUGGCUUCUAGCCCAUUCUCUGCAGAAGACAACAGGGUCAGUCCUAACCCAAACUCUGCUUUUAGUGUAGUGAGAAAGAGGAAUAUUAAGCAUUGGGUCAGCCUUUUGGAAUGGUUUCACGUAACCAUUUUGGCUUUCAGAACAUUUUCUCUGGAAAGGAACUGGCAGCUUUUGGCAUUUAUAAAUUAUCUUUCACUGCCUUUUUCUACUCUGCAAAUAUUUUGCCUUCUUUUAGUUGUUUGUUCAGUUCUUUCACCACCUUAUUUUCUCCCAUUCACUUCUGGGAUUCUCAAGAAAGAAAAGCAAGCCAUUACCCCUCCCAGUAUCAACUUGUUUCAGAACAGCAUGGGAAUCUCUUUCCCACCUGUCAAGGUAGAGUCAGACUCAUAGCACUGGUGGCAGGAGUGUGGGGAAAGGAAAGGGAGCUAAUAGAGACAUGGGUAGGUGCUAUUCAUCUAUUUAGCCCCAUGGGUGCAUGCAUCCCUUGGAAUCCAAGUCUUUGGGACUGCAAAGUUUUUUUUUCUGUCAGACUCUUGAGGGGUGAAAGAUCUUGGUAAAGGAAAGUAAAGGAUUCCAAGGGAAGAGUUCAAUGAGGGUUGAGGGAGACCCUUCUACCCUCAGCCCAGGAAAAGGUAUAGGAAUAUUUUCUCACCUUUAAGGAGUGCCCAUGAUUAAUUGCUGCAAAGCACGUAAUGUAUAUUUAAUAUCUAUUGUUGAGUUUUAGAUAGAAGAGGGAAGGACAAUUGUUACUUCUGUUUCUGUUUUGCUGUUCACUUUCUGAAAGGUAUGGGACAAAAAUGUCUGGAAUUGACAAGGCCACUCUACUUUUUGCUUUUUGUCCAGGUUCACUCAUUUGCUUAUGAUUUCCAAGAGGCCUAGCUUUUACUCUUAUGCUUUUGUCUCUUUAUGCACUCCUUCCUUUUUUUUUUUUUUUUCCACGGGGGUUAUCCAUGACAGUUUGUUAAAGCAGUCCAGUGAGGCUGAGGUAAAGGCACAAGGAAGGGCAGUUAACUAGAGCACUUUAUUUCUUUGAAGUUCUUUGUAAGAAGUGGGGGGGUGUGAGUGGCUUGAAUCCCCCACUGCAUUGGAGGGCAGUUAGUGGGGUUGAAGUAUACAUAUUUCCCAUUGAGGAAAGGAAAUCUCUUAGAGGGUGGCAAAAUGCUUUUGCCCAGUGUCCCUGUUCUAGGCAUCUUUCCCUUACUCCUUCCAGUCAAGGUGCCUCCUACACACAACUUCUCUUCUGUUCUCUCCAAGCUUUCCCCUUUUCAAAUGAACACUCCUCUUUUCUAAAAACCCCUUUUCUACUCAGAUCCAUACAGGAUUUGUUAAGAGUAGACUAAAUCAAACAUGUAAAUGUCCCUCAUUUAUAUUCCAUCUGUGUCUUCUGAAAACUAGUCUCAUUGUGAAGUCUGCUGGGCACCAGCAUAACUGAAAUUUGGGGUUAACUCUGGAGACUGCCAAUCAAGCCUCCUGGUAUGUUAGCUCCUCUCCACUAAACUCUGCCUUGCUAAAUGGCACAGGGCAAGCCAGACCCUCUUUGGUCUUCAGUUUCUCCCCCCUUCCAUGAAAUAGAAAGAAAACUACUUUUUCUUUUUGGUUCAGCGUUGCUGGACUUGAAUAUAGUCAUUAUUGUUGUAUCGGGUGAUGUGUGCAAAACUGCAGGAGCUCACUGCCUACAAAGAGGAAGGAAGGGGCGGAAGGGGAGAGGAGACAGACAGAUGGGGCAAUCAUUUGGUAAAGAUCCACCCAUCCCUGCCUUCCUUUCUUCAACCCCUAUGUUUCCAGUUUGGUGAGUCAUUUGUACCACCCAUAAUGCUUUGCAUUGGUGCAGGCUGGGAAAGGGAUGUAUGGCCUCACAAGUUUUUUUUUUUUUUUUUUUUUGCAUGCUUUCUUAAUAAAAAAGAAAAAUAAUGUG
Messenger RNA from Erinaceus europaeus (western European hedgehog), 5537 nucleotides. It is a transcript of the gene FOXJ2, whose product is annotated as forkhead box J2. The transcript has 11 exons. The record is from RefSeq and is a predicted model, not a curated record. Lineage: Eukaryota; Metazoa; Chordata; Mammalia; Eulipotyphla; Erinaceidae. Gene Ontology annotation, molecular function: RNA polymerase II cis-regulatory region sequence-specific DNA binding; DNA-binding transcription factor activity, RNA polymerase II-specific. The coding region runs from base 1148 to 2836 and encodes 562 amino acids. Gene Ontology annotation, biological process: regulation of transcription by RNA polymerase II. Gene Ontology annotation, cellular component: nucleus.